CCGCACUCACAGAGCUCUGGCCGGCUUCCUGUCCGCAGCCGGGUGAGUGCGGGCUAGGCCUCCUGCCUCUGAACUCACCCCAUGGUUACCCCUAUAGGGUAUGGCUGUCGCUUCUUCCUGCAGCGCCAAGCUCCGCUCCACCUCAAAGUCGAUAUAAUGAGUCCUCUGUGCAAUGCGGUUGGAUGGAAGCACUCCUCUCACUGCUGUUCAGAUGUGCGCUUCCUGUACUUCUUCAAGGAUAUGUGCUAAGAGCUUAAUGAACUGGACACACUCUUGCCUUCCCAGAGCAAGUAGACUAACAGGGAUGAUAGAUGAUUUCCUCCAGUUUACACUGAAUUGUAUGUCAAAAUGAAAUGCGUUGCCAAGAAAUGUGGAAUUAGAUUCCAGCCCCCGGCUAUUGUCUUAAUUUACGACAAUGAGACCGAAGGAAAGAGCCGCCAGCGCAUUAUGCCAGUCCGAAACUUCUCCAAGUUCUCAGACUGCACCAGAGCUGCUGAGCAAUUAAAGAAUAAUCCACGGCACAAGAGUUACCUAGAGCAGGUGUCCCUGAAGCAGCUGGAGAAGCUGUUCAGUCUUUUACGAGGUUACUUGCAGGGGCAGAGUUUGGCAGAGACGAUGGAAAAAAUUCAACGGGAAACAACCAUUGACCCCGAGGAAGACCUGAACAAACUCGAUGACAAGGAGCUGGCCAAAAGGAAGAGCAUCAUGGAUGAACUUUUCGAGAAAAAUCAGAAGAGAAAGGAUGACCCCAGUUUUGUGUAUGAUGUUGAAGUUGAGUUCCUGCAGGAUGAACAGCUGUCCUGCAGCUGGGACACGGAGUCAGCUGACGAGUUCUGAGACCUCCUGCUCCAUGUCCACGAAGAGAAAGCUCGGUCCCAGAAAAUCUGUGAACACGAACAGACAUAUAAAACCAAGACACUUGCAUGUGUUGUGUAGGCCUAUGAGAAACACAGAAAAACAGCUUAGGAAUCCCAUUAGAGAUGGCAAUCCAAAGGGAAGGUAACUCAGAAACUUGUAAAAAUAUUUUUAAAUAAUAUUACUCAGGAGAGGGAUUAGAGCCGGGUUUCCGAUGAAGGCUGAAGAAGGUGAGAACCUGGAUUACCGCGGGCAGAAUAGCAGGGAAGACUUCCCUCAGCAGAAAGGGGCCUGUGCAUGGCCCCCGAAGGCUACAGAUGUUUCUAGAUGAAGCAAAGGGGGAGGGUGUGGUAAAGGGACACGGCAUAGACAUUUUUGAGAAUGAGUGAAUAAUUAUAGUCCGGCAAGAUUGGAGUUAACCCGUGUUCAUUAUGUCUGCAAAUUUAACUCUGGGGUAGACAAAAGCACCUGCAAAUGCCUCGCAGCUGCCGGUGCAUGCAGCGCAGCAGAUGAAGGCAGUUCUGACCCUCCACGCUCAGGAAAUGUACACUAAAGUUGUUCUGAAACCCAGAACCACUUCCUGUGAGAGGCUGGUUUACACAGUGGGAAGUCCACCCGCAAGUGAGCAAUAGGUUCUGCCUGUUGAAACCUGCUCAGGAAUUUAGAGGUGCAGUGAUCUCUGUUUAACAAGGCCACCAUGUGCAGGUGCAGAUGUGUUUGCUCUUAUUAGAAUAUUCUCUGUGAUAGAAAGCAUCUGUUUUCUACAAGAAAACUAUCAUUCAUUGAGUAAAGCUGUGCCUGUGAGUGUUGAGUCUUACCAGUUUUUCUUUUCCUUUCCUUCAGUCUAGUGUUUUGUUUGCCAGGGUUCGGGUAAGUUAGCAGACAAAGCAACAUGCUUUGUUAUGACAUUUUCACAGCUGCAUCUAUAUUGUCUGUUCCUGCUCCACCCCCACUCUGUGUCCCCUUGUCUUCUUGCUGAUACCCUUCUUCCCAAGUCACCCCCUUUUGCUUUUAUGUCUUGUGUGUGCCAUUACCUUCUGCACCCCUUAAGCUCAUUCCUCCCCCUUCAUAGUGUUCUCUCUGGCCCCACCCCAACACACAUCCCUACCCAUAUAAAAAACUAGA
Messenger RNA from Arvicola amphibius (Eurasian water vole), 1980 nucleotides. It is a transcript of the gene Cep19, whose product is annotated as centrosomal protein 19. Bases 349 to 837 code for a protein of 162 amino acids. The transcript is spliced from 4 exons. Gene Ontology annotation, cellular component: centriole; spindle pole; centrosome. Gene Ontology annotation, biological process: trans-Golgi to periciliary membrane compartment transport; microtubule anchoring at centrosome. The record is from RefSeq and is a predicted model, not a curated record. NCBI's taxonomy places the organism in Eukaryota, Metazoa, Chordata, Mammalia, Rodentia, Cricetidae.